UUCCAUUCUUUUUUAAAUAAGAAAUCCUUUCCUUUCCUUUCUUCUAAUUACUGAUAAUAUGGCCACCAAGACAUUUACACAACAACGAGCUAUUCUUCGCCCCAACAAGAAUGCAGCAUUUUUUGCUCAUGAUGACGAUGAUGACGAUGAUGAUGAUUUAUACUCGAUGACGGAUGAUGAUGCCAGUAGUUCCAUGGUAUCAAUCAAUAGCAGCAAUAAUGCAGAUACACUAGUACUUGCUCAAUUUCUUGCUACCACCGGUCCUGAAGAAUUUUUGAAACCAUCCAAAAAGCAACAACAAAAUCCUCAAUUCCGUCGUGCUUCUCGUCUUUUCAAUCGAUUACGAAAAAAGGGGUCGACACCAUUCUUAUCUCUUCACAACAAUAGUAAUAUAUCCACAAUCAGCACCAUCCGAUCCACAGCAACAAGUGAAAAACAACAAAAAUCAACUUAUAUCCCGUUACCAGUCUAUCAACCACCAUCAUCCACUUCUGGUAUUAAUACUCAUCUUCCACCUACCCAUCAACGCUCAACACAAUCACCACCUCAACCCUCACCUACACGAUCUAUUACUUCAUCUACCUCACGACGUCAGCUUUCUUUACGAGAUUCAGGUAUUUAUAGUGAUGUGUCAGAAAAAGAAGAUAUGAUUGUUCCACCAGUCCCACCUCCUUCACUUCCUGCCAAAUCGCAACAUCGACCAUCACCUCAACGUCCAGCACCACUUCCACCUUCUGUUGCAUCUGCAGCCAUUGCAUCAGCCACCGCAUCCAUCCAACAACAAUCAUCGACUCAUCCCAUCAAUCGUACAGUCUCCAGUACAUCGGCUACUUCUAUGACAACGGAACAUCGGUCCGUGCUCCGCCAUUCUGGUAGUGUACCUGCAGCCGCUUUGAAACGACGAUCUGUCCGUGUCCGCCAUAUGCAAGUGCAAACUGAUCCACCCAAGGAAGAUGAACAUGUGUGUUCCCAAUGUCAUCAACCAAAACAAGAAAAACGUCGUACCAGUUGUCCAUCCGUCUUACCCACAGGCCAGAUGAAACAAAAGGAUCAUCAACAACUGCAGCUUUUGGCCAUGAUCGAACAACUCAAGCAACAAUUGGCCCAGGAACAACAAUCAAGAUUACAAUUGGAAUUGGCUAUGACUCGACAGCAAACUGAACAACAAGUCAAAGACGUAGCUCAAGAAAAGGAUCGUUGGAAAGGGGAUUGUCUUUGGUUGAAUGAUCGUAUUGCCUUGUUGCCAGAAUAG
Molecule: messenger RNA, 1252 nt
Organism: Halteromyces radiatus
Lineage: Eukaryota; Fungi; Mucoromycota; Mucoromycetes; Mucorales; Cunninghamellaceae
Exons: 1
Coding region: 59-1252 (397 amino acids)
Source: RefSeq, a predicted model, not a curated record